UCACAGCGCGCCGGACGGAAGCCGCGGGGCGGUGUUUCCGCGGCGGCGGCGGCGGCGAUGGCGGGGAAGGCGGCGGCGGCCGAGCCCCUGGGGCGGACGGCGGAAGAGGCGGCCUGGGCAGAGACGCUGCGCGGGUCCUGCGAGCCUGAGCACCACUGGCGGUACCGCCGGGAGUUCCUGCUGCGCAACGUAGGGGAGCUGCCGGCGGCGGGCAGCGCCCAGCUGCAGCGCCUGGUGUCCCUCUCCAUGGUGUGGGCCAACCACGUCUUCCUGGGAUGCCGGUACCCGCCGCAGGUCAUGGAGAAGGCGCUGGAAAUGGCCGAAGGCAUCCAAGUGACCAACGCGCCUGUCCACACCACGAGAGACGAACUGGUUGCCAAGGUGAAGAAAAGAGGCAUAUCAAGUAGCAAUGAAGGGAUAGAGGAGCCCUGCAAGAGACAAGCUGUUGAGAAAAGCAGAGACUCUAAGGAUGCUGGAAAGGAUGUGAAAACAACCAAGGCAGAAGGAGUGAAGGAAACCGAGAGCACCUUGCCCAAAAAGCAGGAAAAAGAUACUAGCAAAGAUCCAGAAACUUCCCAGUCAACUUGCAGUUCAGAUCAAGAAAUGGUCCCAGUCUCAGACAUAGAAACAGAAGGAAAACCUGCUAAUGCUGAAGGUACUGCCGAGCAAAAGCCACCUUCGUCUGAAAAAGAGCUAGGAAAGAAGCCUUGCUCAAGCCCACCGAAGGAAAGCCAGUGUGAAAAUGUGCCAUCACCUGAAAAGAAAACUACAGUAAGCAUAGCACCACCGGCUACUGAGAGCACCCCUCAGCCAGAUGCGGUGGUGGCACCAGCUGCCAAGGGCACCCCACAGGCGGCAACAGUAGCAGCGGCAGUGCCAGCAACCUCCAAGAGCACCCCACAGGCAGCAGCGGUGCCAGCAACCUCCAAGAGCACCCCGCAGCCAGCAGUGGUGGCAGCAGCAGUGCCAGUGACCGCCAAGAGCACCCCACAGCCAGCAGUGGUGGCAGCAGCAGUGCCAGUGACUGCCAAGAGCACCCCACAGCCAGCAGUGGUGGCAGCAGCAGUGCCACCGGCUGCCAAGAGCACCCCACAGCCAGCAGUGGUGGCAGCAGCAGUGCCACUGGCUGCCAAGAGCACCCCACAGCCAGCAGUGGUGGCAGCAGCAGUGCCACCGGCUGCCAAGAGCACCCCACAGGUGCCAGCUGUGCCACCCACCACCAAGAGCACCCCCCAAACAAGUGCUGCAUUGCUGUCUUCCAAAACACAAGUGAAUGUUCCAGCAUCAGUGUCCAAGAGUGGUGCUCAGGUGAGCAGCUCACUGCUUCUAGCCCCCAAGAGUGGUACUCAGGUGGGCACCUCGCUUCUGCUGGCCCCCAAGGGCCCGGCUAAGGUGGGCUCCCCGCUCCUGGCCUCCAAGAGCAGUGCGGAGGUGGCUGCCUCGCUGCUGGCCGCUCGCAGUGGUGCGCAGCCGGGAUCCUCACUGCUCGCUUCCAAGAGCAGCGCUCAGGUGGCGGCUUCGCUGCUGGCUGCUCGGAGCGGGGCUCAGCAAGGGCCCUCCCGGGCUGGAGCUCAGGCAGGCACUUCCCUGCUGGCCUCCAAGAGCGGCUCACAGGCAGGCGAGAGCCCGGCGAAGGCUUUGCGUAAGCCGCUGACCAGCGAAGAUGCAAAGGAAAGACAGCCUUUUUUCAACAGACUCUACAAAGCUGUAGCCUGGAAACUAGUUGCUGUUGGAGGCUUCAGUCCUAAUGUAAAUCAUGCAGAACUCCUAAAUUCAUCUAUUCAGUCUGUAAAAGCUACGUUAGAUGUUGCUUUUGUUCCCCUGAAGGAACUUGCAGACUUGCCUCAAAAUAAGAGCUCUCUAGAAAAUAUAGUUUGUGAACUGAGGUGCAAGUCUGUCUACUUGGGUACUGGCUGUGGUAAAAGUAUGGAAAACGCCAAAGCAGUGGCUUCGAGAGAAGCUUUGAAAUUAUUCCUCAAAAAGAAAGUUAUUGUGAAGAUAUGUAAAAGAAAAUACAAAGGUAGUGAAAUUGAAGAUUUGGUGCUUCUGGAUGAAGAGUCAAAACCUUCAAAUUUGCCUCCAGCUUUAAGAAAUCCUCGUGAGAUCUUGUAGGGUAGAAUCACUGUUUGUACUGUGUAUAGUAUUUCAACACAAGGACUGAAGGUUAAUUUUGUACUUUGAAAAUGUAGGCUUCCAGAUAUUUUGUAUUUCUUUCUCAGUUUUGCAAGACAAUGAUAGUUCUUUCACUCGGUAGCAAUUGUAUAAAACUUGUUAGAGAUGACAAGUGCACAUUUAAAGGUAUUGCCUUAAUAUACAGCACACUAGUGUGCUGUUGUAUUUGCAAAAUAGUCUACCUAACUCUUCUAUUUUUAAUUAAACUAUUAAGGUACAAUUUGCUGUUUAAAACCUGACAUUUUUGUAAUUCUUGCAAUUUGAUGGUAGUGUGCUUAAUUGUCUACCAUAUCUUUUCUAGGCUCGUAGAAAUGUGUACAUAGGGACCAUAAUACUUGAAUAAUUGAAAGUUGUUUAAAAACGUCAAUCAAAAAGUUGAAUUAUCCGUUUCAGGCUUGUUGCUCAUAAUGUUCACUGUUGCUCAUACUAGGAGAAAAAAUAGUUGUUUGACUAUUUUUAUGGGAUGUUUUCGUAGCACUUGCAAUACAAGUGACAUCCUGAUCCCAUUUAACACUGUACUAUCAGUUUAGAGCCCAUUUAAUGUCACAUUGGAAAAUUAGCAAUUAGCAGUCAAGUCACAGCUAUUUCAGCCACCAAAACUGUAAGCAGAUUUAAUUUAUAUGGUGAAGUAUCAUUUACAGUUUUGUUUGGUAUUUUUUUUCCAAAUGAAUAUGGAUUUCUAUACUAAGUAUAUUUUGACUGCUACUAAAACAAUAAAACCUCUGUGAUAAACUUUUAUAGUA
This is a messenger RNA of Prinia subflava (tawny-flanked prinia), 2915 nucleotides long. It is a transcript of the gene CDKN2AIP, whose product is annotated as CDKN2A interacting protein. Lineage: Eukaryota; Metazoa; Chordata; Aves; Passeriformes; Cisticolidae. Bases 58 to 2112 code for a protein of 684 amino acids. The transcript is spliced from 3 exons. Gene Ontology annotation, cellular component: nucleolus; nucleoplasm. The record is from RefSeq and is a predicted model, not a curated record.